Atta colombica is the source of this 817-nucleotide messenger RNA. RefSeq names its product signal recognition particle 14 kDa protein (gene Srp14). Gene Ontology annotation, biological process: SRP-dependent cotranslational protein targeting to membrane. Gene Ontology annotation, molecular function: endoplasmic reticulum signal sequence receptor activity; 7S RNA binding. Gene Ontology annotation, cellular component: signal recognition particle, endoplasmic reticulum targeting. The transcript is spliced from 4 exons. The coding region runs from base 87 to 413 and encodes 108 amino acids. Lineage: Eukaryota; Metazoa; Arthropoda; Insecta; Hymenoptera; Formicidae. The record is from RefSeq and is a predicted model, not a curated record.
UCUUACCUCAUCUAACCUCUCAGCAGUUUCAGCAGGCGAUUACAUUCGACGUGCUCUGGCGUUUGACAUAUGCUACUAUCAUCAGAAUGGUUCUGUUGGAGAAUGAUGCGUUCUUAGCGGAGUUAACCAAACUCUUUGACAAGUCGCGACUUUCGGGCGCAGUAUCACUCACUAUUAAAAGAUUUAAUGGACACAAUAAACCGGUGCCUAGGAAAGGUAGACCUCCUUUACCGACUCCUACAGAGUAUCUUUGCUUAGUUCGAGCAUCGCUUCGCAAUAAAAAAAUCACCACUAUCAUUCAUUCCAAGGAUGUGAACAAAUUCCAACAAGCAUAUUGGAAUCUCUUGAAGACGAAUAUAAGCGGAUUGAAGAAACUGAAGAAGGCGAAAUCGGCAAAACCGAAGGUUCACUGACCCAGCGAGGAUUAACUGCGUGACAGUUGUUUAUUUUUUGUUAUUAAAAUUUUCAUAUUCUGUUCACCACAUAUUUAUCGAUACCUGUCUAUUGUGUAAGCCGACGAGGAAGAAGCGUUUUAUGCAGCAUUUUGUAUAGACUGAUGUACAAAAGAUUAAUAAUACUGUUAUGAAAGUAUACAUAUAUGCGGCUGGUAUAUAGCAUGCUAAUAUGGAUGCAUUCCAUUUAAAGCCCGCAACGCUCGUGAGCAUUAUUUGUCCUUGUUUAACGUUCUAUGAACAAAAAAAAUGAAGAUUCUUAGAGCAUUACGAGCGUCAAGUCCUAUAUAAUUGUGCGCAUUUUCGUAAAUUUAUGUAAUAAUGAUAAGGCAAUAAGAAAUAAUUAUUAAGAUUAUUAAGAGAGU